Salvelinus fontinalis (brook trout) is the source of this 4016-nucleotide messenger RNA. RefSeq names its product high affinity cAMP-specific 3',5'-cyclic phosphodiesterase 7A-like. Lineage: Eukaryota; Metazoa; Chordata; Actinopteri; Salmoniformes; Salmonidae. Gene Ontology annotation, molecular function: 3',5'-cyclic-AMP phosphodiesterase activity. Bases 845 to 2404 code for a protein of 519 amino acids. The record is from RefSeq and is a predicted model, not a curated record. The transcript has 14 exons.
UCGACAGCUCCAUCUCUGGUAUGAACUUACGUUUGGGAAGAGGGUAGAACAGCGAAAUAGACGGACUACGGUGGCGUUGUAGCCUUUGUUGUCGUUUGCUUCUUUAAUUUUCAUUUUUGGACCCAUGGUUACUUGUUUGUUUCGAGGUGAAGAACGCAUAUUUCCCCCGUGAUGCUAUAUGAACAAUGAUUGCCGUCUGUGCGCUACCGUAAUUUAUGCUAUCAAUGAGGGGGAAAUGGACUGAAUGCAAGCUGAUUACUUUCUCUACCGCCAAGGCACCGCUCCAUGCAGGGACAGAAUAAACACGAUUAGUUGUAAAUGAAAGUUUUAUAUAACAUUGUAGAUGACCGCUCUUAUUUUCUGAAUAUAUUUUUUCCGUCUCCGAAUCGUUUUCAUCAUCUGAUUUUUGGUUGCUUGGACGUUACACUGUCUCCGGGAAAUAAGGAUUUUUUUUAUAUGAGGAAGCUAUUUAUUACAGAGAUACCAAAAAGAAAGAGGCCUUUCCGUUUUCAAGGCCGGAUUUGAGUUCAAUAGGGGAAAAUGGUAAACAACCCAAAUGGAUAAAAUCUGGAUAUCAUGGGACUUAUUGGAACAUAAUAUUAGAGGAGUGGGAUUGCUUUCGAUAACGUUUCGUUCAAGUUUGAAGCAUCAAGAAAGAGAACAGCCCAUUGUAGUCACAAUCACUAAAUAUUUUUGACUCAAAUUAAGGGAAGGGGUGCUGUUGUAAUUGGCACAUUUGCAGUUGUGCAAACAGCAUAUAUGCACUUUUUUUGGUGGUUUUUUUACAUGAUUUGUAUGUUGCUUUUUUAUUGCAAUUUGAGCUGGACCGAGCUUUGACUGUUCAAUGGAAGUAUGUUAUCAGUUACCAGUUUUGCCUCUAGACAGGCCGGUUCCUAAACAUGUUCUCAGCCGUAGGGGAGCCAUUAGCUUCAGCUCCAGUUCGUCUCUUUUUGGUGGACCUGCCCCAAGACAGCUGUCCAAGAGACGAGGGGCGAUCUCCUAUGACAGUGAGGAUCAAACGGCUCUCUACAUUCGGAUGCUCGGCCCCAGAGUCUGCAACACCACUAAGCAAGGGGCACCACCAAGCAAGCGGCACCAUGAAGACCAAGGAGCUCUCCAAACAGGAGAUGUGAGAGUCAGAAGCCAGGUGGGGUUUGAACCAGAGCGAAGAGGGUCUCAUCCCUACUUGUAUGUCGAUUUCCGAACUUUGCACUCCCGACCUGAGGCUGCGUGGCCUGUGUCUGCCAGGAAUGUCCGAAGGCUGCUGAGCUUUCAGAGGUACCUCCACUCGUCACGGUUCUUUCACGGCAUCCCAGCCUCCAACCCUCUAGGCUACAUCCUUGACGAUGACUUCACAGGUCAAGCCAAGUUAAUGCUGCAGAAGGUUGGAAACUGGAACUUUGAUAUUUUCCUGUUUGACAGACUUACGAACGGGAACAGCCUCGUCAACCUGACCUUUCACUUAUUCAACACUUAUGGGUUAAUUGAGCUCUUCCAGUUGGACAUGGUUAAACUUAGAAGAUUUUUAGUCAUGAUUCAAGAGGACUACCGCUGCCAGAACCCCUACCACAAUGCAGUCCACGCUGCAGAUGUGACUCAGGCCAUGUAUUGUUACCUGCAGGAGCCCAAGCUUGCUGAGACGCUGACCUCCUGUGAUCUCCUGCUGGGUCUGCUGGCUGCUGCCACCCAUGAUCUGGACCAUCCAGGUGUCAACCAGCCUUUCCUCAUCAAAACGGACCAUUACCUAGCAGCACUGUACAAGAAUAGCUCAGUUUUGGAGAAUCACCACUGGAAGUCUGCGGUGGGCCUGCUCCGCGAAUCAGACCUGCUGUCCCACCUCCCCACUGAAGACCGAUUGAACAUGGAGGAGCGGCUUGGAUCCCUGAUUCUGGCUACAGACAUCAGCAGGCAGAAUGACUAUCUUUCAGAGUUCAGGACACACUUGGACAAGGGAGACCUCUGCCUCACUAACGGAGGACAUCGACACUUUAUCCUUCAGAUGGCUCUGAAGUGUGCGGACAUUUGCAACCCCUGCCGACCGUGGAAACUCAGCAAACAGUGGAGCGAGAAAGUGACAGAGGAGUUCUUCCACCAAGGUGACAUUGAGCGGAAACAUAAUCUUGAAGUAACCCCACUCUGUGACAGGCAAUCCAACUCGGUUGCCAAUAUACAGAUUGGCUUUAUGGCGUACGUGGUAGAGCCUCUGUUUGUGGAAUGGUCACGCUUCUCCAACACACGGCUGUCCCAGACCAUGAUGAGCCACCUGAGCCUGAACAAGCAAGGCUGGAAGGAGGGGAGGGACAAGCAGGAGGUUAGCUCUAGUAGGGCCUCAGAGGAACAGAGGACUCCUCCCACCAAAGACUCAAACUCCAAAGUAUUACCUCAGGGAAGCAAAGGGUCAUGACAUGCCAAGCAUGACUGGCGCCCACGGUGAGGUGAGAAAGAGUGAAAUGAAUCUCCGCAUCCGACAGAAAUGACAUUACCCAGCACUCCCUGCAACUCAGCCACACGCUCCGCAUCUAGGUUAACCACUGUUUUUGUUUUUUAUGUAAUUUAACUUAAUUUAUUGAAUUUGGACCUUUUACUUUAACAUAGAGCAAUACAUAUAUACCUCAUGUUGCUUCUGCUGUAUGUAUUUUUAUUUAAUUUUGUACUGUAGUUCUGCUCUGACAUCACUAAUUUGACACGUCACCCUUUUAACAGAGACCUGAAGGGAAUGUUUUCAACAAGACCCUUCUGAUUAAAGUGCCAUUUGCAAACAUUUUGUUAAUGUUUUUAAAGUGGGGAAACCUUGUAUUCAAAGAGAGAGGUUCAUGUUGAAUGAAUGAGACAAGCUUCUGUGUGUUGCUGCAUUUCAGGCUAAUAGUAAUACUUCCUCGUACAAGAAAUGUGAUGAGCCCACUUCACUGGUGCCUCUGAAGACUGUUUACAAGCGUCUUUUGUGCUGCAUUUCACAUAUUAAACAUUGGUUCUGUAAAGAAAAGCUCAUACUGUAUGUGAAUAACCACUCACAUGAAGUACUUGUCCUAUUGACAACACACUGAACAAACAUCUGAUUGCAGAACAACACAAAUGCCCUGAAAGGACUGUGAUGGUCCGUUCGUUGCUCCUUGCACUGUGAACUAUAACGGGUUUUAUGACCCAAUAGUCAGUCAGCUCAGAGACUACUUGUGUGAAAAAAGGCCAUUGGAUGUGGUAUGAAAUCAAUGUAUUUCUUUACUGAUAUGGUGUACAGUGUUGGGGAUUUAACCGUAGCCUAAUAACAAUGUUUUGUAAUGGGGAAACGGGGCAUGCGUGUGGCCUUAACCAUAGAAUCUAGAUUCUAUUUUUAUGGCAUUAACAUUCUUUCAACACUUGAAUAACCACUCUUCCAUACUAGUAACAGAUGACCUGAGUUGAGGGUAGAAACAGCAUGACUACUUAUUAAAGUUGAUAUUAGGUGGUCUGCCUCAGGUAGGGCUAUGCCAUGAUCUACAAUGUUAUUUUAGAGAGUCGAAGCCCUUUCUAGAAUGCAAACAGACAACUUUUCAGACUGGCAACAGAUACCUUUUAAACUAUGCAAAAAAAUAAGUGACCAAACCAGUUAUUUUUUAAAUAUUUUUUUUUAUAAGGUCGAUCGUCUUCUCUCAAUGCAUUGUCCAAAUGUUUGCCUCUGGUGUGAAAAGGAAAUGACUUGGCAUUAGUAGAUUGGACAGUGAUCCAGUCAUAACAUAACAUUCCAUAUUUAAUUUAUUUUUGGUAUUGUUUUUUGAUUCUGUACACAAGACACGAUUGUGUCUCUGGUUGGACUUUCAGUAUAUCGAAUGAAAACCGGUGCUUUUCAUAUGGCAAAAAUGUGUAUUUUCUGGUUACUAUUGCAAGACUGUUUGAUAAAACUGUUUACCAUUUUGAUGUAAGUCAUUUUUGGGUAGGAACUUUUGUGGCAAACUAUUUUGUGAAAAGCUUUGACAAAUUGAUAUUUUGAUACAUGCCAGUUGCAGUUACAUUUUCAUUAAUAAAACAACUUGUCACACUUA